Molecule: messenger RNA, 1113 nt
Organism: Chaetomium strumarium
Lineage: Eukaryota; Fungi; Ascomycota; Sordariomycetes; Sordariales; Chaetomiaceae
Exons: 3
Coding region: 86-982 (298 amino acids)
Source: RefSeq, a predicted model, not a curated record
CGACAAUCGACGCGGGAGCAUACCUAAACCAAACAUCCCCCCCCCCCACUGCUCUCUAAUCAAUCAGUUAUUCUUGAUCAGCACCAUGGCAUCGCCCCCGGCUGCAGCGCCUUCUUUCCAGGUGACGGUGCACCCGUUCUCCUCGCCGACACCAGGCGCCUGCGCAUACGAGCAAGGACGGUCUUCGGCCCGGAACGCUCUCGUCUUCCUCCCGGGCCUCACCAGCGGGCCGCAUGCGACGGACCUGUCCGCGCUGUCUGCCAUGCUGGAGCAGUCUCCGGACCUGAGCUUCUCGCUCUGGGAGUUCCGCAUGCGCAGCUCGUACUCGGGCUUCGGCUGCUCGAGCCUGGCCAACGACGUCGAGGACACGGCGGCCUUGGUGCGCUAUUUGCGCGCCCUCGGCAAGGAGAAGAUCGUCCUGAUGGGCGCUUCCACAGGCUGCCAGGACUGUCUCGAGUACACCGACCGCGCGAAACACAACACUCCGCCAGUGGACGGCUACAUCCUCACGAGCCCCGUCUCGGACCGGGAAUCGGCCUUCCUGUUCAUGUCUGACAAUGACCUUGCCAGAAGCGUGCAGGUUGCGAAGGAUAUGAUCGAAGAGGGGCGGAAAGAUGAUCCUGUGCCGAGGCAGGCCCUUCCGCCUAUUUUUGAGGCACCUGUCACGGCGUACCGGUGGCAUUCCCUCGCUGCCAAGGGUGGAGACGACGAUUACUUCUCUUCUGACCUGCCCGACUCCACGCUUGCUGCCUUAUUUGGCCGGAUCGACAAGCCUGUGUUGUUCCUGCCUGCUGGGGAAGACGAAAUGGUGCCGCCGACAGUGGACAGAGAGGCGCUUCUGCAGCGAUGGCUGUCGUUUUGCAAGACCGGAGUCACCAGUGAUUUGUCCGGGUUCGUUCCGGGCGCUGACCAUGUGGUAUCAAAGCAUGAGGCGCAGAAGUGGGUUGCCGAGAGGGUGAGGGCUUUCUUGGAACGGCUGUGAGAUGGAACGGACCGGUUCCCUGAGGCUUGAGCGUAAUGCACUCAUCUCUCCCCCUGUUCCGGCUUGUCCCCCGUCCCUCUGAAUGAAUAGUUCUUUUCAUUUUUUCAAUAACGUUAAUCAUGCUGAAGCCA